Tripterygium wilfordii is the source of this 3156-nucleotide messenger RNA. RefSeq names its product protein phosphatase 2C 29-like. Gene Ontology annotation, molecular function: protein serine/threonine phosphatase activity. Gene Ontology annotation, biological process: protein dephosphorylation. The record is from RefSeq and is a predicted model, not a curated record. Bases 161 to 2476 code for a protein of 771 amino acids. Lineage: Eukaryota; Viridiplantae; Streptophyta; Magnoliopsida; Celastrales; Celastraceae. The transcript is spliced from 4 exons.
AGAAAAAUAAAAAUAAAAUAUUUAGAGAGAGAAAGUGGUUCUCUCUCUACAAAAUCAAGGUCUUCCCUUCUCUCUGUGCUUUUUUACUUGCCGGAGAUUUCAUUUUUUUUGAAAUUUUCUUGGCAGCCAAACGGAGGAGCGGCGGAAUCAAAUGUGACUGAUGGGAAGUGGACUCUCCACUCUCUUCCCUUGCUUUAAACCGCCAACCUGUACCGAUGACCCCAACAGCCGGCACCAGGCGGACCUGAUCUUCACCGCCACCGAGCCAUUGGACGAGACUCUUGGCCACUCUUUCUGCUACUUUCGAUCCUCCAAUCGCUUCCUCUCUCCUACUCCCUCUGAUCGCUUUGUUUCUCCUUCUCAGUCCCUCCGUUUUUCGCCAUCUCACGAGUCGGGUCAGAGGACCCGGAGUGGAUCUGGUUUGCCAGAGACCGGGUUCAAGAACAUCUCAGGUGCUUCAGUGAGUGCUAACACUUCUACCCCUCGAACGGUACUCCAGCUUGACCAUAUUUACGACGAUGCCACUGAUGGUGGUGCUGGUGGCGUCAAGAGUAAUUUUCUGAAUGUUAGUGGAUUCGAGAGCACGUCAUCUUUUAGCACGUUGCCGCUGCAACCUGUGCCACGUGGCGGCGGAGGUGGUGGAGAUGCUGUGGAGAGAGGUCCUUACCUGAUGUCGGGACCAAUUGAGCGCGGGGGCUUGUCAGGACCACUUGACGCGAGUAAUGCCGGGCCAGACUCGGAUACUGGCGGGCGGGUUCACUUCUCGGCACCCCUUGGUGGCAUGUACGUAAAGAGGAAGCGACGGAGGGGCAUUUCCAGUAUGCGAAAGGCGUUCUACCGGAACUUCUCGGAGAAGAAGCGUCCCUGGGUUGUUCCAGUGCUUAAUUUCGUAACGCGGAAAGAGCAACCGCUGGGACCCACCGGAGAUGGGGCUGACGAUGCCAAGGGCGGCGAGAGCGACGUCCAAUGGGCCCUGGGGAAGGCCGGCGAGGACAGAGUCCACGUCGUGGUGUCGGAGGAGCAAGGAUGGCUCUUCGUCGGCAUCUACGACGGGUUCAACGGCCCUGACGCCCCCGAUUUUUUGAUGAGCAAUCUUUACCGCGCCGUCUAUAAGGAGCUCCGAGGUCUCUUUUGGGAGAUUGAUGAGGGGCCACAGGAGGCGACGACCAACACACAAGCGGAUACGAAUCAAGAAAAUGUGGCAAUUGCGGGAGUGGAAGAGCCGGCAAGAAUCGAACAGAACGAAUCUGAUUCGGUGCCUCAGGAUCGAACGAAGAGAGUGACAUUUGAGGAGGGAACGGAGAUUAAACCACAAAGGCGGCGACUCUGGGAAUUUUUGGCGGAGAGUGAUCCCGAAGACGGCUUAGAUCUCUCUGGGUCCGACCGAUUCGCGUUUUCCGUGGAUGACGCGAUAAGCGUGAACAAUGCAGGGUCUGCUGCCAGUAGGAGAUGGUUGUUGCUGUCAAAGCUGAAGCAAGGUUUGUCGAAGCACAGGGAGGGCAAGUUGUUUCCAUGGAGGUUUCGACUGGAGGGAAAGGAGGAGGAGGAAGUUAAGACAGAGGUGGACGACAGUAAUAAUAGCAAAGUGGAGAGUUCUAGACCGCAGAGGAAGCGGAAGGAGGGGCCUAUUGAUCAUGAGAUGGUUUUGAGGGCAUUGUCAAGGGCACUUCAAAUGACGGAAGAUGCUUUCUUGGAUAUGACUGAUAAGGUGCUUGACUCGAAUCCAGAGCUUGCACUGAUGGGUUCGUGUUUGCUUGUUGUGUUGAUGAGGGACGAGGAUGUGUAUGUAAUGAAUGUCGGUGAUAGCAGAGCAAUUGUGGCAAAGUAUGAGCAGCAGGAAGCUGGACCUAGUGUGGGAGAGACCGAGAGUAUUGUCGAGGAGGGAGGAAAUGAGGAGGGUAAGGUUGCUCAUGCACAAGCAAUAUUGACUGCAUUGCAGCUGUCCACUGAUCAUAGCACAAGCAUUGCAGAAGAAGUGAUAAGAAUCAGGAAUGAACACCCAGAUGACGGCCAGUGCAUUGUCAAUGAUAGAGUGAAAGGUCGUCUUAAGGUUACCAGAGCAUUCGGGGCAGGAUCUCUGAAACAGCCCAAGUUGAAUGAUGCCCUGUUGGAAAUGUUUCGGAAUGAGUAUGUUGGUACAUCACCAUACAUUUCCUGUGUGCCCUCCCUUUGUCACCAUAGACUAUAUCCAAACGAUCAAUUUUUAGUCCUCUCAUCGGAUGGGUUAUAUCAAUAUUUGAGCAAUCAGGAAGUGGUCUCUCAUGUGGAGAGUUUCAUGGAGAAGUUUCCAGAUGGGGACCCUGCACAACACCUGAUAGAGGAGCUUCUUUGUCGUGCAGCCAAGAAAGCUGGUAUGGAGUUCCAUGAAUUACUUGACAUACCCCAAGGAGAUCGCAGAAAGUACCAUGACGAUGUUACGGUGAUGAUAGUUUCCCUUGAAGGAAGAAUUUGGAAGUCGUCAGGAAAGUAUCUCUGAAAUAUUAAAACAUGUGGCAACAUCUCAAGUAGCCACCUCUAUGAUUUAGAAAGGUUCAAUGCUGACUCAUUUUUCAUGGGUCUCACAUGGUUUUCUUUUUCGGGGUUGUACACCAUAAGCACAAGGUUGGUAAUAGGAGGGAAUUCCAACUGCGGUUGGCAAAAACUUAAUGCUAGGUAGUCAUCAGGAGCUGAGCCAAUGCUUGAAUAUUUGUUGGCGGGAUAGAAGAAAAUGGGGAUGGCUGAUGGGCAGAAGCAAAUGCUUUGUAGGGAUUAACGAAAAAAGAUCAAAAAAGAAAAAUCUUUUUCCCCUUUAUAGACUACAUGAAAACAUGUGGUCUAAUGGUAGAAUUGUAGGAGUGCAACUUAGAGGUCACAGGUUUAAUUCCCGGAAAUAGUCUGUAUGCGUACAUUCUGAUUGUCCUUGACCCUGCCCUGGGGAAGUCCUGUGGUUUGUUUACCUUCCUUUUUUAGGCUCAUGUUUUUGUUAGGAAUUUUUGCAUAGGUGGAGGCCAUUUCAAUGAUAGGUGCUUCCUUUUUUCUCUUGAUUUAGAGUCAAAGAAAAAGUCUUGGUGGGGGUAUACUGAGCUGAGCAUUUCCCUUGUAAAGGUGAGCUCUGUAAACUUGAAGGGUGGGUUUUCCACCAAUGCGGUUUAAAGAAAAGUUGCAGUUUCUUUUCGA